Hypanus sabinus (Atlantic stingray) is the source of this 1313-nucleotide messenger RNA. It is a transcript of the gene pdlim1, whose product is annotated as PDZ and LIM domain 1 (elfin). The record is from RefSeq and is a predicted model, not a curated record. Gene Ontology annotation, cellular component: stress fiber; filamentous actin; adherens junction. The coding region runs from base 149 to 1138 and encodes 329 amino acids. The transcript is spliced from 7 exons. Gene Ontology annotation, molecular function: actin binding; muscle alpha-actinin binding. Gene Ontology annotation, biological process: actin cytoskeleton organization; muscle structure development; heart development. Lineage: Eukaryota; Metazoa; Chordata; Chondrichthyes; Myliobatiformes; Dasyatidae.
GAGCGGCUCCGCUCGGCACAGCCAGCUCCAUACAAGGUGAGGCGGAGUGCUGACGCGGGCUGGCCGCACAAUAAAAUCCCCCCACCCUCGCCCAGCCCUGCCCGCCGCGCGGAUCCAGUCCAUCUGAACACAGGCGUCCCCGCUCAGGAUGUCCCAACUCCGGAUCAGUCUGCGCGGCCCGGCGCCCUGGGGCUUCAGGCUGGUCGGGGGCAAGGACUUCGAGCAGCCGCUCACCAUCUCCAGGAUAACUCCAGGGAGUAAAGCGGAGGCUGCCAAGCUGUGUGUUGGGGAUGUAAUCUUGGACAUUGAUGGAGAAAAAACUGAUGGAAUGACGCACUUGGAUGCUCAGAACAAGAUCAAAGGAUGUGGAGAUGAGCUGACGUUCCUGAUUUCCAGGUCUGAGUCGAAAAUUUGGUCACCUCUAACUAAUGAGAAUGGAAAGUCGCAUCCGUAUCGGAUGAACUUGGCAUCUGAUCAUCAGGAGGUUAAGCACAUAGGAAGUGCUCAUAACCGGAGCGCUAAGCCAUUCUGUGCCACAGCCACGUCCAACUCAUCUCCCAAAGUCAUAACCUCACAGUACAACAGCCCAGCUGGCCUCUAUUCUGCAACCAAGGUGGAGGAAGUCAACAGUGCCCUCGACUCCAAGGUGGCUUCCAGCAAUGCUGAGCCAAGCAAGACUUUGGAGCCAAUGAAACUGCCAUGUAAGCCCGUGGUGGACACAGAGUCAGAAGUUUACAAAAUGCUACAGGAAAACCAGGAAACAGAGGAGCCACCUCGGCAGUCAGCCUCGUUCCGUGUGCUGCAGGAGAUCCUGGAAAGCGAGGACAAUGGACAGACCGAGAAGCCGUCUGGGUUCCGAAAAGUAAAGGCUCCUGCAACCAAGGUUGGCUCGACGGUGGGAAGUGCACAGAAGCUACCUGUGUGUGAGAUCUGCGACACCGGGAUUGUGGGAAUGAUUGUGAAAGUGCGCGACCGGUUCCGCCAUCCAGAAUGCUAUGUCUGCUCAGACUGCAGAACUAACCUGAAGCAGAAGGGACACUUCUUUGUGGGGGACGCCAUCUACUGUGAGCAGCACGCCAAGGAGCGAUCCGCGCCUCCUGAGGGUUACGAUGUCGUUACCGUCUUCCCAAAGUCAUAACAUUUCCCUCUGAACAUAAACCUGUGGAAUAUCCGGCUAAGUUUGCAUGCCUACCUAAGUACAUGAACUACUUUAAACACAUUUUUAAAAAAGAUAAUGGAUUUCUGUAAUCACUUAGUGCAAAGGCCUCUGUAAUGCAAUGAGGCACAAUUAAACUACAGAUGUUUAACUACGA